CCUCGGCGGGUCUGCAGCCUGCAGCUGGCCGGGGAUGAGCGCUGACAGGCGGACUGAGCUGCACCCAAAGCCGCCUGCCCGCCUCCUCUCCCGGCCUCCAGCCUCCGCAGGCAUUCGGUGAACUUUAAUUUUUGCGCACUUGCUUUCUUCCGUUUUUCCAUGUCAUUUCCUGUGAUAAAAAAUGGUGGUCACAGCUCGGGGGAGGCGACUGAGUCGGUGCAAAAAUUAACGCCAAACUUGUGAUCUGCGGGCAGCGGCGGAGCCAGCGGACGGGGGAGGGGGCAGAGAGCGCGGUUCAUCCCGGGGAGAGGCUCCCAGUCCCCGCUGCGUGUCUGCACGAAGAAAACGAUUCCAGGAAAUGAGCUUUUGUUUUGGUAUGAAACGAACAUUUGGAUCCAGAAUGAUUCCCGCGCUCGAUGACGGAGCGGCGGCGCGUGGGACUCCCGCAGCACUUUGAUGACAGGUAGCUGGUGUGGAGAAAUGUGAACGAUACAAAGAAACGCUUAAACCACGUUUCAGUCUGAGAGCUCAUACCUGUGACCUUCACCUGUCCCCGAUUCUGAAAAACGGAGCUUCAGUUUGUGAAGAGAAACACGAACGGGUGUGAAGUGGACGACGGACCGGAUUUCACCAUCAUGGUUCCACCAUGAGCGAGAACUCGCUGGACCUCUGGUUCUGUGAGGAGUGUCAGGACUAUUUCCAGAAGGAGUGUCCGUCUCACGGGCCCCCACUGUUCGUCCGGGACACGCACGCAGCCCCGGGGACGGCCAACAGGGCGGCGCUCACGGUCCCAUCGGGUUUAGAGGUGUUCAGCGAGGGAGAUGAGGUAGAUGUUCGCUGCGUGGACGCGAUCUACCCGAAGGGGGCGCUGUUUGGGCCGUAUGAGGGAGAGCUGGUGUCCAAGGACAGAUCCUCAGGAUUCUUUUCAUGGAUCAUUGUUGAUGUGCACAACACUUACCAGUCCAUCGAUGGCAGCGAUGAGACCAAAGCCAACUGGAUGAGGUACGUGCGGACCUCGUUGGAGGAGAGCGACAGGAACCUCACGGCGUUUCAGCACGGUAAAAACAUCUACUUCAGAGUCUGCCGGGCGCUGGCGGCCGGAGAGAAGCUGAGGGUCUGGUACAGCGACGAUUACAUCAGACGACUUCACUGCGUUUCUCAGGAGAGCAUCGACCGCAACCUGGACACAGGUCCUGGGAAAGACUUCAAGUCCCCAUGCCUGCAGUCAGCUCUGCAGGGCAAACUGAGCAAACAGCCGAGCGAAGAGUCCGACGGUCAGCCUCCGGCCAAGAGAAAGAAGAUCGACCUCAUCUUCAAACACGUCCUAGAAGCUUCUUUGGAGGACUCUGGUAAAUUCAGGUUCCGGUCUGGCCAAACCAGCGAGUAUAAAGUACCAGCCCUGGUUUCGGGGUUUGAUUCCUCUGAGAGCGGCUUUGGCGUUCCCAACCUGAAGGUGGAAGAGAAGGAGGAGGAGAACCAGAGCACAGAGAAACCCUCCACCUCCUUCUGCCCCAACUGUGUGAAGCUGAAGAGGAGGAUCCUGGAACUGGAGGAGGAGCUGUCCCGUCUCCGAGGAGAACAGGGAGACGCUGCUGCUCCGGCGACGUCCGAACAGACUCAACGCGAUCAGGCCCCACCGCACCCCGAGCAAGGCCCCAUCGAGGAUUUUCAAGGGAUGGAGCCCUUGACACCCACUCAGGUGGUUCUGGACGAAGACGAGCAGGACGUGGACUCUGCCGAUGAGUCCAUCGCUGCAGAUCUUGUGAUAUCUCCCGAGGACUCGUCGAAGCUUUCCUCCGCAGGAGGCAGACGGAUUCGACGCUUCAAGCAGGAGUGGCUGAAAAAGUUCUGGUUCCUCCGUUACUCGCCAACCCUGAAUGAGAUGUGGUGCCACGUGUGCCGCCAGUACACCGUCCAGUCAUCCCGCACCUCAGCUUUCAUUAUCGGCUCCAAGCAAUUCAAGAUCCACACCAUCAAGCUGCACAGCCAGAGCAACCUCCACAAGAAGUGUCUGCAGCUGUACAAGCUGCGCAUGCAUCCGGAAAAGACCGAGGAAAUGUGCAAGAACAUGAUGCUUCUCUUCAACGCAGCGUACCACCUGGCCCUAGAAGGGCGGCCCUUCUCCGACCUCCGUUCAUUGGCAGAGCUCCUGAAGAAGUGCGAGCUCAAAGUGGUAGAUCAGUAUAUGAAUGAAGGCGACUGUCAGAUCCUAAUCCACCACAUCGCCCGGGCUGUGAAGGAGGAUCUCGCAGAGAAGAUGCGUCUGUCUCCCUUCCUGAGCGUCAUAAUGGACGCCCAAAACGAUGACCUUUUCUCCGACAUGGUGGCGGUCUACGUCCAGUUCGUUACCAACGAGGGCUCCCCAAACACAGAGUUCCUGUCCUUGCAAAGACUGACCAUGGCCAAUGUGGAUGGGUAUCUCCAGGUCAUGGAUCGUGCCUUUGGUGUCCUAGGCCUCCGGUUUCAGGACUUGCUGGUGGUCGGUUUGGGGGUGGACGGCACCAACAUCUCUUCAGGAAUGAGAGCAAACCUUUAUAUAGCUGUCCAAAAAACCUUUCCCUGGAUCCUCUGUCUUCCCAUCAUGAUCCAUCGACCACAUCUGGAAGUUCUGGAUGCCAUCAGUGGAAAGGAGCUCUCCUGCCUGGAGGACCUGGAAAACAACCUCAAACAGCUUCUCAGUUUUUACCGCUACUCCCCUCGCAUGAUGGCCGAACUGCGAUCCACUGCACCAACACUGUCAGAGGAGACGGAGUUCCUAGGAGACAUCAGAGCCAUACGCUGGAUCAUAGGAGAGCCCAACGUCCUUAAUGCGCUCAUCAAGGAUUACCUGGAGGUCGUUGCACACCUUAAGGAGAUCAGUAGCCAGACACAGAGGGCUGACGCUGCGGCCAUCGCGCUCACCCUCCUCCAGUUCCUCAUGGACUAUCAGUCAGUGAAGCUCAUCUACUUCCUGCUCGACAUCAUAGCUAUCCUGUCACGAUUGGCCUUCACCUUUCAGGGAGAGUACCUGCUGGUGUCGCAGGUGGAAGCCAAGAUAGAGGAGGCCAUUCAGGAGAUAGGCCAGUUGGUGGACUGCCCCGGAGAAUAUCUGCAGGAGUUUGAGGAAAAUUUCAGAGAAAGUUUUAACGGAGUUGCCUUGAAGAACCUGCGCGUUGCAGAGUCCAAGUUUCAGUCCAUCAGAGAAAAGAUCUGCAACAGGAGCCAAAGCAUCCUGUCUCAGAGGUUGGACCUGCAGAGCUGCUCAUUUGCCAAAGCCUGCAAGGUGCUGGACCUGUCCACCUGGCCCAGCAACCACGAGGACCUGCAAGCCUACGGGGACGAGGAAAUCAAGAUUAUAUUCAACCACCUGGAAUCGAUUCCCACCGCAGCCCAGGAGGUCUCCCAGACGGAGGCCAGAGGCAGCCUGGUGGUGGAGUGGAAGGAUCUGAAAGCGGACUACUACAGUAUGAACGGUUUUAAAGAGGUGAUCGGCCACAUCUGCAGGUACAAGCAACGCUUCCCGCUGCUGAACCGCAUCGUGCAGGUCGUCAGGGUCCUGCCCAGCUCCACGGCCUGCUGCGAUAAGGGCCGAGGGUCUCUGCAGAAAAUGUGCAAGAACAACCGCUCCCGGCUGACCCUGGAACAGAUGAACGAUCUGCUGACUGUGGCUGUUAAUGGACCGCCCAUCGCAAACUUUGACGGGAAGCGAGCAUUGGACAGCUGGUUUGAGGAAAAGUCCGGCAGCAGCUACUCGCUCUCGGCUGAGGUGUUGAACAGGAUGUCGGCGGCUGAUCAGAAAUGCGUGCUGCACAGCGUUGACGUCAACGCAGAAUUCUACCCUGAUGUGUAACAUGCAGAUCCUGUGCUGCUGAAAGAUGUGGUGUGCAGCCAAACAAGGGUAGACGCUGAAUUCAGAAAAGCCGUGACGUCACAAUUACUGCCACCAAAUUCAGCUGGAAGAACAAAAGCAGCCAAUCGGUGUGAAGAGGCAGAAAAUCAAACAUCCCAAAAAUUCCACUAAAAACUCAAGAAAACCCAAACGAGCCAUGUGAGCGCGUCUUGACCUUCAGUGGCCUUUGGCUCGUUCAGUCAUCAGGUUCUGGGAACACUUUCUGCACGGCCACCAAAAUGUUUGUUGUGAAAUUUUAGCUUCAUAUAUCAAAAAUGUUUCAACAUAUAGGAUUUUAAAAAUGGCUCUGUAGACUUACUUCCAGCAGCUUUUAUCUUUUUUUGCAGUUUGAAAUCUGAGGCCAUGUUUGAAUAUGAGUAUCUCCAAAACUGUUAAAUGUUAAACAUACAAGUAGUGGGACUCUCCAACAUUUGCUCUCAGAGGUGAAACGUCUGGAAACCUGGAGGCCAGUCGCUUUUCUUUGCGAGCUCCUUAGACGACCGUGACCUGGUGAGAACCUUCACAGACAUAAUGAUAUAAAACUUUUCAUAUGAGAAAUAAACUUAGCAAAGCAAUUAAGACUUGUGAAAAGGGGAUUUCUAGCUCAUUUCCCAUGAUUGGCAGUCGGAUACAAGACAAACAUGACCUCAUAGUGGGUGAAAAUAAAUAUUUAACAUAUUAAGCUAAAGUUUCACAGCAAUCCUUUUACAUGUCCAAACUUUUGAUCGUGAGACCUUUGGACAAAUCGAAGGUGGUCGAGCCGAGAGCCCACGGCGACUGAGAUAGACUGAAGAAGCGUUUCUCCACAGAGCUUCAGCCUGCAGUCUGCUCGUUCUGCUCGUGAACGUGCGAAAGCUCAUCAUCAGCUGCAUUUAAAGGAGCUACAGAAACACACGUUAUGAAGAUGAAGGCCUCUGCAGACCAGAGAAAAUGUCACAUGACCUUUUAACAUCCACCAGCUCAACUGGAAAUCUUACUAAGACGAACUCCGAGUCAGACUCUCUGUAAAAGGCCUGAUCUGACUGCUAUGGUAUUCUGGUCUCUGUGUGAAUGGGUUGCAACCUAAUCUCGACCCAAGUGAACAAAAAUGACCGCAAAGUGCUUCAAAACGUCCCAAAUCGAUGCAAAACGACGUCCAAAAGGCUCCGAGAGACCCACGACCUCCACGGAGA
Messenger RNA from Maylandia zebra (zebra mbuna), 5040 nucleotides. The record is from RefSeq and is a predicted model, not a curated record. NCBI's taxonomy places the organism in Eukaryota, Metazoa, Chordata, Actinopteri, Cichliformes, Cichlidae.